AGUUUUUUGGCAAAAAACUAUGAAGACUGCAACAGCGCUGGUGGUGUGUAUGGCGGUAGCCGUGGCCCAGGCCUACAUCCCGAUGGGUCCGCCGGUGGCCAGGAGUGCGGGCGGCCGUGUGGUGGGCGGCAAACCCGCUACCAAAGGCCAGAAUCCGUGGCAAAUCUCGCUGAACGCCAACUCGUGGUUCGGCAAGAGUCACAUCUGCGGCGGUUCUCUACGGGACGCCAACACCGCCAUCACCGCUGCCCACUGUUGCGACGGCCAAACAGAUCUGUAUGUGUUGUGGGGCGGUUUGGACCGAACUAAACUGGCCAACGAGCGCAAAGUGAGCAAGAUCCUGGGCCACCCUCAGUACAACGGAAACACCAUUGACUACGACUACUGUCUAUUGAAGUUGGCCUCACCCGCGGCCGAGAGCGACGGCGUUCAGUUCGCAACACUGGCCAGUACUAGUCCGGCCGACGGCGCCAACGCCCUGUUGACCGGUUGGGGCAAAACGUCCGGGUCGUCGAGCGCACUGCCCACCGCACUCCAGGCCGCCAACUUCGCUAUUGUGAGUCAGGCCAAUUGCCACAGUUUGUGGUCCGAUGUGAACACGGUCACUCCCCGUAUGAUUUGCGCCGCCCAUCAAUCGGCCAGUGGUUGCAAUGGUGAUUCGGGUGGUCCGUUGAGCGUGGGUAAUGAGUUAGUUGGUAUUGUCUCGUGGGGUUCAAAUGGGUGUCCGGCCGACACCACUAAGCGGCCAACGGUUUACGCCGAUGUGGCCAAUCAGCGAACGUGGCUCUCGCAGACUGUUGCUUAAAAGCAGUUUGGUCAAUUUAGCUACAAAAUAAUAUUACUAUAUGGAAUAAAAAUAUACAUGGCCUGGUUUUGGACACGAUUAUCGAUAUUGUUGCCUUUUCUGUAUUAAUUAAUACCG
Medioppia subpectinata is the source of this 922-nucleotide messenger RNA. Lineage: Eukaryota; Metazoa; Arthropoda; Arachnida; Sarcoptiformes; Oppiidae. The record is from the annotation of a GenBank genome assembly.